Molecule: messenger RNA, 1391 nt
Organism: Daphnia carinata
Lineage: Eukaryota; Metazoa; Arthropoda; Branchiopoda; Diplostraca; Daphniidae
Exons: 8
Coding region: 530-1333 (267 amino acids)
Source: RefSeq, a predicted model, not a curated record
CCCAAGCUCUUUCAAAUUAGUCGACCAUUAAUAGCUACACCGCCUACACACUUCAAUUGUGCAGCACAGGUAAGUUUUCAAUUUUAAAAGUAAAAAAGUAACUUCCAACUACUUUAAGAAUGGUAGAUUCUGGUCGAAAAAAUGUUAUUGUAGUGCUUGAUACUAAAGGAGACGAGGACUCUGAUGAUAAUUUUGAGAUUGGUUUUUCGAAUGAGAAUGGAACAUUUUCUGAUCUUGCUUUGAUCACCCAAAAAUUGAUAGCCAAGAGUGAAACAGCUCGAAACUCUGUAAGGGAUCGUGACUUGGUUUUAAAAAGGCAAAGUUAUGUUAAAGAAGGGUUAUGGGUUGUUAUGGGUGAGGAUUCACCAGUUAAGUCUGGAUCUAUAAUUAAGUGUUCUUUCAAAACCCCAGCACAAAUGUCUCUCCUUUCUGCUACAAAAGAAAGCACAGUUUUGGCUCCUUCAACAAUGACAGUUGUUGCUACUCCUGGUACUUCGCAUGAUGGCUUUCUAGAAGACUUACCAAAUCAAUGGCAAUGGCAAUGGAUGACAGCGAUACCAUAUCUUAUGGUCAAAAUGUAGCCAAGAUGUUGGAUAUUUAUAAAAACGGAACGGCCCCUUAUAGUACUGCAGUGGACAAUCUCGUCAAACUUACUUUCUCGAUCAGAAGAAUUCGAGUUAUGCAAUGGAUACCUGAAUCAGGCAGAAUUGAGAAAUUCAUAGACAGCCACUGCCCAUUUCUUAAACAUCAAACUUUUCUUUUCUUCGAGUUUGAAUUAAUAAUGAAGAAACCAUGCGAAAUUUUUCGAGAAAUGUGGACCCAAUCUGCCAAAUUCAUCAUUGAAGCAGCGAAAACUACAAAUAAGAAACAAGUAGCAUCUCUAUUAUCGUCCAAACCUUUUCAGAACAUGUCGCCUGAAAUGUGUUCGAGAGCUGCCCUUGAAUUAUUACCAUUCUUGGUUCCUGGAAAAGGAAGAGGUGAUAAAGCAGCUCGACAUUUAGUCGAUUCCAGAAUGGAAUCAGCUAACCUUGCAAGUUGCAUCGAACAGGAAACAAGGGGAUCGCCGUUUAUCCUAUACAUCGGAUCGACAAUCCACCUCAUUUUGGAGGGUAAACCAUUUGUGAGAUUUAACACAACUGCGGAUGCUGUUAUUGGAUUAAUGGCAAGCUACUACGUCUUUCACUUCAAAUACAGCAACAAGGUUCAAAACGCAUUGCUGUUUCUUCAGUCCUACGUUUUAGGCGUAAAGGACGAAGCAACUGAUACUUGUCCAUCCGUCCAUUCCUUUUCCGCACUGGUGGAUAAAAUGAAGACUUCUUCAUUGUGUUUGUAAAUGUACUCCAAUUUAUGUUUUUCGGUUCCAAAUGUAUACUUUUGUGUUCUUCUUAAUA